Juglans regia (Persian walnut) is the source of this 584-nucleotide messenger RNA. RefSeq lists its product as uncharacterized. The transcript is spliced from 2 exons. Lineage: Eukaryota; Viridiplantae; Streptophyta; Magnoliopsida; Fagales; Juglandaceae. Bases 30 to 584 code for a protein of 184 amino acids. The record is from RefSeq and is a predicted model, not a curated record.
AGAGAAUCUAGGUCUAGUAGCAAAUCAAAAUGGAUAGCGGCAGCAACUCCAACAAUCUGAUCGGUGUAAGAGAGCAAGAUGGGACUGGUUAUGAUUACACCGCCAUAUUCAUAAGAAUUAUCAACAAGCAAGUUGAGGUGUUGCUUAAGCUUCUACAAGUGAAGUACUCAUCCGAUUCCCCGUUGGAUAUGAUCGGCGUUAUAAUCGUGCUGGUUUUCAUUCCGAUAUCAAUGGUUUACAUGGUUGCAGCAGAGGUGAUAACCCAUGUUCCAAACACAAGCUACCGUCAUGUCAUUGGGCCCAUCAUUUAUAUUUCCGGUGUCCUAACUUGUGUCCUACUAUUAUUGAUACUCUUUCCAACUUUUUGGUUGUUCAUUUUACUUCCAUGUUUUGCAUUCCUAUUCACAAUAUCCAUAUGGGUAUUAUACCACUCGCGUCAACAGAUUUUUGGGUUCUUCCAUGAUGGAAUAUACGCCCGAUUACACAACUCAUCCCAAUGGGUCUUCAAUCUAUUUCAUAGCGGAGAAGCAAAUCCUCAAGCAUUUAGUGAAAACUCCACGGGUAAUGCUCCGGCAGCAGUAUGA